AGUCAUUGUUGACAGGGAUGCUCGCUCUGCGGUGAAACUCAAGAAGCUAGUGAACGAAGACUCCUCAAGCUCCUAGAAUUGCAAUGACAGCUGAUGAUAAAACUGACACGUGACGAGGAGACGACGCGUCGUCCUGUAGUGAACAACGAACAGGAUCAUGUUCCAGCCCUUCUUGACCUCUGGGUCGGGUCAUCCCCAGCACCCCUACUUGGUCGCCCAGCCAGGGGUCUCCCAGCAGCCCCUGUUCCCGCUGCCCCAACCCUACCAAGCUCAACAAGGGCUUCAGUACACAGCCAUGCAAUAUCCGCAAGGGAGUGUUCCAGUGCAAGUGGGGAAUCCCCAGGUUCCAGGCAGGGCAGUGCUAGGAGCCGGACACAUGCCUCCACCAAUGCCACAUGGAUACAGCAUGCAUCAACCAUCAGUUACCAGUCCACAAAAAACAUAUCAGUUCUCUUGGAAUGAAGCUCGAGCUCAGGCUCAAGGUCAGACUCAGGCCCUAUCUGCCACUUUGCCUCAACCUCCUACCAACUCGGCUCCAUCCCAUCACUUGACCCAACCCCUUGCCAUACCUCCUUCACACACUGUCCACAUUAAACCUUGGAAUAUUCCGUCUAAUGCUGCUUCUAGACCAGUACAACCCACUCUUUCCAGUCUCGCAAACUCGCAGCAGGUGCCAUAUCUUACUGGGCCAUCAUGCACAUACUCCUCGAUGUGGACAAAGUCCACAGAAAAGAAAAGUAUGGAUGUUAUGAUGUCAGCCUCUAAUCCUCUUUCAGCACCUGUUCUUCCCCAAACCACUGUCCCCCCUCCUGUUCUUGCUUCAACUCGUGUCCAAGCACCUGUCCUUGAUAAGACUCCUGUACUUGCUCCAUCUCCUGCUCCUCCUAAGUCUAGCUAUCAGUCUCAGAAUGUGCCCUUGAACAUCAAGUCUGCCUAUGGAAUGACAGACAUCAACACUACUGUCACCUCUGAUGCCCCUUCAAAGAAUGCCUGGUCCACGGCCAUUCAUGAAGAGUCUGGCUCCUCUACAGUAGAUGAUGAUGGCCCUCCUAUUGCACCGCAUCCUUUUGCUAUGCUGAAAAAUAAUGCCUUACAAGUUGAAGAUACUGAAACAGGCGUCGAUUCCAAAACAGCCAGUCAAAGUGUUGAUGCAAGGAUAUUUGGAACUCGGGACCAACUAGGAUCGAGGAUGACAUCCGUGAAGAAAUACUUCACAGAGAGAGUUAAAGCAGACAGGUUCAUGGAAAUUGCCCUCAAACGUGGGAUAGUAGUCACUGCUGCCGAAGCUGAACCUUCAACAAGAACAGGUGCCCUUGUAUCAAAUACGGAAAGUGGAACAGCAUCCCAGAGUGGAGAUGACUCUGAUAUUAACUCCAUAGUGAGUUGGAAGGAAGACGCAGAUGCUCACACUGACUCUGGCAGUGUGGACAACACUGAUGCCAAGUCCUCAACAUCUGAAGGAUGCUCCAGAAAGUCGGACGGCUACCUGAGUGACUUCUCAAAUGAAUUUGCUAAGGUUAUAAUUGAAGAUGCAUGUUGUGAACUCAACCUUGAACUCAAUCAUGAACUCAAUGUGAAUGCCGUUCCAUUUAAUCCUGUGCCCUUCUCGUCAAGACUUGAUGCCACUGCAAAGGAAUUUAAAUGUCGAUUUACUGCUGAAGAAGCAUCGCCAUCAGCUUUGUCUCUGAAUCCUGAUAGUCCAGAGUUCAAGCCUAGCUUCUUCAGGGAUAAGGCAAAGAAUAAACCUGAUCCUGAGGACACUGAUGAAACUGAAGCUUCAGAUGAACUCGAUGUGUGCAAACUGUUUAAGAAGAACCAUUCCUCGGGAGUAGAUGUAUACAUUGCGGAUGCACCAACACCAGAGGCAGAGACCCCAAAGGCUCCAUGUCAGUCAGAUGCUUUGUUUGUCGAUGUUGCUGUGAAUACAAAGAGGAUUAGAAUAAAGGAUGUGGAUGUUCAAACUCCUCUUGCAUUCGAACCACGAGAUGUUGGAGUCAACACAGAGGAAGCGUGUUCUGAUGAGACAUCGGAAUUCUUCACGCCACAGAUGGUGGUAAAGAUGAAGAGUCAAGGUGUGAAUGCCUGUGUUGAGACAAGAUGUCGACAGGUCCAGGUCAAGAUAGGGCCCAAGAUGAAAAGUCAAGGAGUGCAGGUUGGGUCAACUGAUGACCCGGUUGCCAAGCAAUGUGACGUGUGCCCUGAGAGGGACAUACAGCUGAUUGAGACACAGAUGCAGCUGUGUCACCUGAAGGCCCAGAUCUGUAUCAGCGAGCUGCAGCGGCAGCUGGACGACCUUCAACACAGCAAGAUGCAGAUCACGAGCUUCUUCUCUCCACAGUCUGGGGUAGACUCCUUGACAGACAUGGUGGAUGCACGAAUUGUCUGGUUGCAAGAGGAAAUAGCACAGACCAAGAUUCACCUGAUGAACUGUCUGAAGGAUCUCCAGUGUGGCCACCCACUGUCUGCCAUCCCAGCAUUCAGCAUCACCCUACCCACCAUUAUGGGCAAUGAAGUCUAUACACCUAAAGAGCUGAAGUUUCUGAGGAGUCCCCCAACAGAUGUGAACACUGAAUCUCCACGCUCACGGAAACGUGCACAUGAGAGAGACAAAGCUACUAUGGAUAGUGUAUGUCCUCUGAAAACAAUGCCCACUUGUGGAAGCUUGGAAAGACUAUCUCCCCAAAAGACGAUGCCAGGUCUUCAAAAUAUAUCACCAUGCAAAACUAUUCCUGGAAAUGAAGCAGUAUCGCCACAGCAGGCCAUGCCUUAUGAGUUAGGAUUUGAAAGAAUGUCACCAUACAAGAGUACUGUUCAUGAAAUUUCUGAAAGACCAUCGCCUCCCCUAACCAUGCCAUUUGAUGCAGGUGUAGAAAAUAUGUCUUCCUUCAAUACAGUGUCUGCUGAUGAAGGGUUUGACAGAGUACCAACCCGACAACUUGUGGAAGAAACCCUCCUUGAAAUGCAAAGAGAUAGGUCAUGGAAAGGCAGCGAAUCUGAUGCUCCUCAAAUCCGGGAGUCGGGAUCAUUGAAAGAUCCAGAUUCUGAUGAUGCCGAAAUUCAUGAGUCAGAAUCUCUGAAAGGCCAGGAAUCGGAUUCUACCUCCAUUCAUGACUCUGGAGCUGAACCUUCUGCCAUGGCUGUCCGGAAGUGUAGUUCUGUAGAAUCGGGAUCAGAAAUAUUGAACUCCGACAGUGAAGAAGCUACUUUGUCUAUAGCAAAUGAGGGAGCUACUGCCAGUUCUUCAGAAACAGCAAUGUUUGCUUCAUUAGAACUUGUAUCUGGUUCCAGUCAGGAGAGUUUGUCCAACUGUGUCUUAAAUCCUGUGAUGAUAUCUUCGUUGUCUUCUUGUGAGGGUGACAGACUUGAACAGAUGUCAUCACAGUGUUCUAGUAAGUCUUCAGUCACUGAGGAUGCAACUGCUGGAACUGAAUCUCAACACUUUUCUGAACUUUCAGAAGGAACAUCCACAUCAUUAACACCCCCUGAGAAAUCUGCUGAUCCUGAAACAGGACAUUGUGCUGAGUCAGAGGAACUUGUUACUGACAAUGUCACCAAGCCUGAACCAUUACCAUGUGUGGAAAAUUUAAUGACAGAUAAUAUGAAUGUAACUAUUAAAACUGCAAACCUAGAAACUACAAGAACUGAUGCUCCUGUCACCCUAGAUGACACACAACAAGAACAUGAACCAAACCAAAGUGGUGAAAACAUUUCGUUGCCAAAACCACUAACAAGAAUCUCAUCCAAAGGAUCAUCAUUAGGGUCACUUCCAAAACCCAUCCCCCCUCUCCCUCUGAGAUUGCCCCCAAGAAGGCGGUCAGAAUUUGUCGGCUCUCCUGACCGAAGCUCAAAACAGGACUCUGAGUACGAAACUGCGAGCAGUAGCCUGUCUUCCACACCUGUUGCCACGGAUACAGAGGAGAGGGCUUCUGGGGAUGCAACUGAGAUGAAACUUGAUGCUGUGAAACCGGACUUGGACAAAAGAGUUCCUCCAGGAUUUGAGAAUACUCAGAAUGACAUUGAGGAAGACAUUAAUGACAUUGUUGAAUGUGGCAUGAACACUAACCUCCUUAUGAAGAAAGCCAAGAAUGUUCUUCAGAACUUCCAACUUGCAGCAGAGAAAGGCAGACUGGAUGCAAAGGCUUCAAUUUCUGGCUCCCCUGUCAAACCAAAGACCUUAUCUCCACAAAAACAACAGGACAAAUGUUCUCCAGACAAGCCAAGGACUGAUGUUUCGCCGAACAAACCAAUGAAUGUUUUGCCUCCUCCACAAGAUUUGACAACCACUCUGUCUUCUGAUGUCUCUGAGGACGAGCAACCAUUUGUGAUGUCAACAGGGAGGUCUGUUGCUGGAACUGGUGAGGUGUCCAAGGUGGUGAAGCGAGGGGUUGGAGAAAGAGGAGGAGAAACAGUAGUUUCCCAUCUGAAGGCUAGUGCUAUGAAACGACUGGGGGUCAGACAAGCUGUAGUAGAUGAGAAACCAUCUCCAGACCACAUGGAUGUAAAUCUGCCACCUUCAGGUAAUCCACAUCAUGGCCGUGGUUUACCUAUGACAGAAGCAAUCCAGGAAAACUUCAACACAAAUCAUAAUAUUAGUGCAUCACCUUUAAGUAAUCCAUGUCAAGGUUUUGGUUUACCUUUGACAGAAACACCCCAGGAAAACUUCAAUACAAAUCAUCAUACUGAAUCAUCAGAGAUCAAUCAACCACAAGUUCACCCCCAGCAACAACUUCAGCAACAACAGCCACCAUCUCAGCAAGUACCACAGCCACCUGUACAACAGGCGAUGCAACCCGAUCAGUUGAAUCCUAAUUUGUUUCAAGCUGUGUUGGCACAAGUUGUUAAGGCCUACCCUCAACUCACGUCAAACCCAGUGAUGUUGCAGACAGUGUGUGUACAACAAACAAUGGUGCUGCAGUCCUAUAUGAAAGUACCCGGAGCGGCCUCAGCCGGUCCGGGCAUUCCAGGAACACAUCCCGGAGGAAAUCCCGUAGCACAUCCUGAAGAACAUCCCAAGCCACUUCCUGAAGCACAUCGAGAGGCACAUCAUGGGCCAUAUCACGAGGCACAUCCUGCAUCAGAGAACUUGCAGUCAAUACAGAUGAACUAUGCCAGUCCACUUGGCCAGAACACCAACCCUUUACAAGCCCCAACAUCAUCAGAUGCCAUCAGUGCUAACAUGGCUAUGGGAAGUGCUAACAUGGCUAUGGGAAGUGCUAGACCUAUUGAUACAGCUCAGUCCAGUGGCGCUGCCUGGAAUCCCAUAGGUCUUGUCAACAUGAUGCAGGCUCGCAGGGGGAAGUCUGAGGCAGAGCAGGCAGCAGUACCUGAUGUAAAGACUCAAAAUCCAAGCAUGUUCAAAUUUAAAGCAACUACCCCACCUGAAAUGAAGGCAUGUGGUCAAUCAUUGUUUCAGCCUAUUAUAUCUGGUACUGCUACAGAUUCCGAGACAACACCUCCAGGAUUGAGAUCCUACAUCCUGAAAGACAAACGAUCCACUGAAGCUGCUGCAGUGGUCAGCACCCAUCUUACUGGACUGACUCCUGUACCCACUGAAGACACUAAUCCAUUUGAGCAGCAUGGCCCUCCCAGUUCCACGAAGGCAACCUCACUGAGGAAGAGAUCAACAACUAAGCCAAGAGGUGGGGGAAGAGUAUCUCCAGUGACUCAUGACCCCAUGGAACUCUUCCCUUCUGUCAAAGCGACCAAGAUUGAAACAGAUGAGGACUGGGAAGAUGAGUGUGAAAAAUAUCCUGAAGAGUUUACAUGUAAACAAGAUGUUAAGAGACCUGUAUAUUUUAGACCUAUUAACCCUCCAAGAGGCACAGAUGAAAACCCAGGAUCCCGGAACUUGACUAGAAGCACCACUCCUGACACCUGGGACCAACCCUACAGGUCAAGGCAUCUCUCCCAACAACUGCCGACAAACUCGACUAAUCAAGGAUCCAGAAGCGGAUCAUUUAGAGGUAGAAGCAGAAAUGCUUCUGAGAAACAAGCAAGUGGGGCUUCAACAACAGACUUCCAGACCAAGUCCCAGAGCUCCUCAAGAAGCUGUACCCCAACUGAGGAAAUUGGCAAGAUGUCCACAUCAAGCUCAGUGAGCAGUACACAAGCCUUCAGAGACUUAGGGGAGAGCAGGAAGAUGUCCUGUACGGGGCUUGAUGAGAUCGAGGACUUUGGUGUUAAGAAGGAACGCAAACCAAACAAGCCUGAUGCCAACUUUCUGGGGCGACUCUUGAAGAACAAUGCCAAUGUGAAUGAAAGGUUGAAGAAGGAGAAAAAAAAGAACAAAGGAGGAAAGAAGCCUUCCAAACCAGAACCAGAACCAGAACUGGAACCUUCCCAGGUUGAUGAAGAUGACUGGCAGACGGUUGGUAUGAAGAAAAGAAAGAGAGAUCAGACACGAGCGGAGCCAGCAACAAGCACAGCCCUCGUAGCAGCCACAUCCAAGGGGGCUUCCAAAGCUCCACGAAACAACUUUGACAAACUUGUGGAGCAUCUCGCCAGACAUUUUCCAUUCUUAUCACGGGGAGAAGUGAUUGAGCUGGUAACCUCUGUACGAUCACAGAGAGGGGGCUUGACUGGGAUGAAGUUGAAUGACAUCGUUGAUGUAGCCAGAGGAAUUGUUCAGAAGAAAAUGAUGGCCAAGCUUGUACCUGAACAUGUACCAAAGGUAGCAGCAGCAGCACAGAAAGGCGGCAACAUCUACAGCACUCCUGAGUUUCAGAAGUAUUACGAGACAACCAGGAAAGAUCUACCCCACAGGCCGGCCAUCACUUCCCCAGGGAAUUCAGUGAAUGAUGAAGAUGUCUGUCCAAUAUGUUUUGAGGAUUUUUCUGUUGCCAAGAAGCAGAGAUUGGACUGUGGGCAUGAUUUCCAUACGAAGUGUAUCCGAGAGUGGGUGCUGGGCCAUGAAAGAACAUGUCCCACCUGCAGGAGAUACACAUUGUUUCAAGAGGAGUUCCCAAGGCUGAAAUAACGUAGCAGAAAGACAGUGUCUGCCUCAUCCUCACAGUGAACAAGUCAUCAUCAAGCAGCUACCACAGACAUGCCAACAAUGUCAGCUUGGGAUCAUUAGGCAUAAUACUCUAGUCACCAUCAUGUAAAAAAAUGUAAUAUUUUGUUUCAUGACAUGGAGAAUAUUCACGGGUGGCCUUAGCUCGGUUGGUUCUCUGAUCCAUGAUAGGAUCUGCUGGUCACAAGUUUGAAUCCCAGAUUCACCACUAAUAUCAUCAUUGAAUUGUCAGCCCUCCCCAUGCUCUUGGGUUCCCAAAAGUGGUUAAUCUACACCUUACAUCAUAGCUUAUUGAAGAAUUUUUAGUGCUACUUAAUGCUUUGUCAGUAAAACUGAAGCUGAUCGCUUGCUGCUGUGAUUAUUUCCUUCUGAAAAAUACAUCUCCCAUAACAGCAUCCCUUGUGUUACACUGUCUACAGGUAAAAAUCAUGUACAUCUUUAAUGACCAGUUCUUAAACAUCUUUUUUAGUCUAGGGGCCAUGUUUCCUAGAUGAUUUGGGGCGGUCGGGUAGCCUAGUGGUUAAAGCGUUCGCUUGUCACGCAGAAGACCUGGGUUCGAUUCUCGACAUGGGUACAAUGUGUGAAGCCCAUUUCUGGUGUCCCCCGCCGUGAUAUUGCUGGAGUAUUGCUAAAAGCGGCGUAAAACCAUACUCACUCACUCCUAGAUGAUUUACCAUUGUUUAUAGCUUAAAUCAUUGCCUGUACUCUUUAGAUUUGAUAUGAAACUGAAAAUUUGAUAGCGGGUCAUCACCCCUAUUUACAUCGUCACCUACAUAGUCACCAUCUGUUUUCAGCCCCUUAUGACCUAUUCACUGAUGUGUUAACUAAUAUAAUUUUUUUCCAUUUAUUAAAAAAAGCACUGUGCAGUAAAUACAUGAAGUAUGGUAUCUGUUUGUCGCGCUGACAAUGGAUGCAGAUGUAAAGGACCAUUCUUUAUGAUAUGAUUUUGGGCUUGGAAUCAUUGUAGAUCUGUGUAGAUACUUGUGUAUAUAUGUUAAGAAGGCAUCUAUUGACUGUUUUGUUACAUGCUUUGUUAACACUUUAGGCACUGGAAUUAACUGUGCAGAGUAGUGUCCCUUAGCCAUGACAGGAUCUGCUGGUCAUAGGUUCAAAUCCCAGAUUUCCCUUAUAAUGAUUCUUGGUCUGUCAGCACCUUCCUGUGCUUGUGUAGUGAUUAACAUUCCAGGGCCUUGUUAACAUUCCAGGGCCUUGUUCACACUCCAUGGCCUUGUUCACACUCCACGACCUUGUUCACAUUUCAGGGCCUUGUUCACAUUCCAGGGCCUUGUUCACACUCCACGGCCUUGUUCACACUCCACGGCCUUGUUCACAUUUCAGGGCCUUGUUCACACUCCAGGGCCUUGUUCACACUCCACGGCCUUGUUCACAUUUCAGGGCCUUGUUCACACUCCACGGCCUUGUUCACAUUUCAGGGCCUUGUUCACACUCCAUGGCCUUGUUCACAUUUCAGGGCCUUGUUCACACUCCACGGCCUUGCUCACAUUCCACGGCCUUGUUCACACUCCACGGCCUUGUUCACACUCCACGGCCUUGUUCACAUUUCAGGGCCUUGUUCACACUCCACGGCCUUGUUCACAUUUCAGGGCCUUGUUCACACUCCACAGCCUUGUUCACAUUUCAGGGCCUUGUUCACGCUCCACGGCCUUGUUCACAUUUCAGGGCCUUGUUCACACUCCACGGCCUUUUUCACAUUUCAAGGCCUUGUUCACACUCCAUGGCCUUGUUCACAUUUCAGGGCCUUGUUCACACUCCAUGGCCUUGUUCACAUUUCAGGGCCUUGUUCACACUCCACGGCCUUGUUCACACUCCACGGCCUUGUUCACAUUCAGGGCCUUGUUCACAUUUAAGGCCUUGUUCACACUCCACGGCCUUGCUCACACUCCACGGCCUUGUUCACACUCCACGGCCCUGUUCACACUCCACGGCCUUGCUCACACUCCACGGCAUUGUUCACAUUUAAGGCUUUUCACUGCAACCAUCACAAGUGUUAUGUUAUAUUCUUAGAGUGUGGGAUUACUGAUAGCCAUAUUGCAGGGAUGACUUUCUGGACCAAGCCAACUUAACAACUCAACUCAACUAUUUUGUGUCACUUUUCAUGUUACAUAUGCCACUGAAUGUUGCAGCCAAAUUUGUGUUGCCAAAAGAGUCAGAAAAGUACAAAUUUGUACUACCUUAGAACCUCAUUUGCAUUGCCCCCAGUUGGGAGAAACUUUGUUUGUUAUUCAGGGCUGUGCAUAGCACGGAGAUCUGAGUAAGUGUAUGUUAUGAUAAUCAUGAUGCUACAAUCACUUUGCGUAACAAAGCUGAUGUGAGCCUCCAAACAGUGUUAGUGCUAUACCUAGAAAUUCUUGUAUAUAUGGUGAUAAAAUAUUGGAGUUGCCUCAUCAGUAACGCUAUCUUUGCUUAUUGAAAUAGGGCAGAGUUGAGCCUUUUAGCCAUCUUGGUAGAGAAGGAAGGGGGUCUUGUGUUGCACAGCCGUCUAAGGCUUUGCAAGUUGUGUCUCUUAGUCAUGCUAUGAUCUGUUGAUCAUAGUCGUGUGAGGCGACACGGAAUCGGGUGGUCAGGUUCACUGACUUGAUUGAUGCAUGUCAUCAAAUCCGAAUUGCGUGGAUCGAUGUUCAUGUCAAUCACUGGAUUGUCUGGUUCACUUGAUUAUUUACAGACCACCGUCAUAUAGCUGGAAUGUUGCUGAGUGUGGCAGUAAACGACAAACAAAGCCAUUUUGGUGGAGAAGGAAGGGGGUCUUGUGUUGCACAACCAUCUAAGACUUUGCAAGUUAUGUCCCUUGGUCAUGCUAGGAUCCGAUGGUCAUGGGUUCAUGUCAGAUUCACCCAGAUUAUCAUCCUUGGUUUGUCACCAACACACCCUUUCUCAUGAGUUUUACAAUAUGGUGAAAACCUGAGUGCCUUGGGGAUUUCCUCACAUUAAGCUGAUAGGACAUGAUAGUACAGAAAUGCUGUCCUAAGCCCUGUUAGUCCAUCACAGACUCACUUAGUAAUUGGUGGAUCAAAAGCAGUAGCUCUAUGAUAGCUUUUACAAUAUGGUGAAAACCUGAGUGACUUGGGGAUUUCCUCACAUUAAGCUGAUAGGACAUGAUAGUACAGAAAUGCUGUCCUAAGCCCUGUUAGUCCAUCACAGACUCACUUAGUAAUUGGUGGAUCAAAAGCAGUAGCUCUAUGAUAGCUUUUACAAUAUGGUGAAAACCUGAGUGACUUGUGGAUUUCCUCACAUUAAGCUGAUAGGACAUGAUAGUACAGAAAUGCUGUCCUAAGCCCUGUUAGUCCAUCACAGACUCACUUGGUAAUUUGUGGAUCAAAAGCAGUAGUUCUAUGAUAGCUUUAUGAAAUCCAGCACAGCUCCCAUUCAACAAAGCAAUCUCAGACAAUGACCCUCAGCCUUUGUUGGAGUUAUGUUGGAUGUUUAUCAUUUUGUGGAAAGGGGCACUGGUCGUUUGAUUGAAAGAAUAAGAAUGUGUCAAAAUUGCAACAAUUACUCUUUGUUUUGGUAUUCAUAUUUGCAAGUAUAUGAAGUUUGUAUGGCUGCAUUGUGCUCUGUUUGUUAGUAUAACAAGGAUAUAGUAACCAUGGAAUACUUUUGUCAGGAUCUUUUUUUCCUGAAACCUGAAUCUUUCUUUAUUUUACAUGAAAAUAUGUUCUUUUUGACAUUAUGCAAGUCACAAUACUCCUCAAAUGUUUUCUGUGUAUCUUACAAUUACCGGUACACUUAUAGAAGGAUACUCUGAAUGAUCAAUACCUGGUCCUAAUGGAAAUGUUGACAUUUAGUGUAAUGUUUUAUUGGAAUAAAGACAAUCAGGCAUGUCAAUUCCGUUUUCAUCCAGUUUGGCCGAAUAAGUUUGAAUUUGCAUGAAACUGGUCUUGUGUUAAUAUCAGAUUACAUUGAAGAAGAAUAGUGUAUGUCCUUUCCUGUUUCACCUGAACUUAAUUAGUCAACUCAGGUAUGCUUGUGAUUGAUUUCUGUCUUACUUUUCUUGUCAUAAAAUGCAUCCUAAGUUUGCUGUGUUUGCAUGAAGAAUGUUUUGAUGACCAUGUUUAUUUGUGCUUUGAUAGUUUGUCAUGACAUGGAUUGUGUUGAAACCUUUGUAUACUUGUAGCUAACGAUAUUGUUCAGUAUUGCUUUCUUUUCACAAGAACUGGUCAGUACAGCCUUUCAGUUAAUUUGUUGGCUUGUCACACCAAUGGUCUCAUUUCCCGAGGUGUGUAAAUGAGGCAAGACUCUUGGCAUCACCAGAAACCAUAAUUGUGGGUUCCAAUCCUGGUUCACCUUAUGUUUCCAAGUUUGACAGCACCAUACCCAUGCUUGUGGGUUGCACAAAAAUGGAAAAUAUCUAAAACCUCCAGCCCUUAAGGCUUUCCUCCCACAUUAAGCUGACACGCCUUGAUAUAACUGGAAUACUGUUCAAAGCGGCAAUAAACCCAACUCAAUCACUCUCACGAACAGAAUCUGUUUAUUGGACAUUUUAGAUUGAUGAAAAAAAUCAUCUAAUUACUAUCGAAACAUCAACAGUUGGUUUGGGUCAUCAAGAUCCAUUUGCACCACUGGAUAAGGCAGACCAUGAAACGCUUCAAUGAUGCUAUACUGAAACUGUGACUUCCAAAUGGUUAUGGGACGGUCGGGUAGCCUAGUGGUUAAAGCAUUUGCUCUUCACACCGAAGACCCCGGUUCGAUUCUCGACAUGGGUACAAUGUGUAAAGCCCAUUUCUGGUGUCCCCCGCAGUGAUAUUGCUGGAAUAUUGCUAAAAGCAUCGUAAAACCAUAUUCACUCACUCCAAAUGGUGACUGUUGGAUAUUUCGAAUAUAUUGCGUUUAUCAUUUGUUAAUUUGAAAUUUAUUAUGUGGAGAAUCUUACUUGAAUCUGUAAUAUAUGGAUUGACAGGGUUUCAUUUAGAAGUAUCACUAUCCAUAACAAUAUCCUUAUAAAUACAUUUAAUAUUUCUUUCAUGAUAAGGUGAAAGAUCACAGUUUUUGAAAUCCAAAAGCAGUCGCUAUGCAGAUAGUAUAUGUUUUCUGUUAAAGGUCAUGCAGAUAGUAUAUGUUUUCUGUUAAAGGUCACUGAAGCAGCCGAGUGGUUGGAUGAUAGUUCCUCACGCCUGAGACCAUGUUUAUCUCCCUAUGCAAGUCUAGUCAUGUGAUCUUUUCAUGUGCAGGGUUUUCAAUGCUGCUACAAGCAGCUUGACUAAAUGACAUGUAUUAGAGCUUAAUCAGUAUUAGGAUGGGAGUUGUCAUUUUCAACUAACCUGUUCAUAAAACCAUGUUGAUAAAACCCAAUCAGUAUUUUGUUGAUUUUACUGUAGCUCGUCUUAAUAGAGGUCUGGACGGUUCAAUAUUUUGUUAAUAGAUGAAUGACAGGUUUCUGUGCCAGUAUAUUAUGUUAUCACUUUGUGUUCAGUCAUGUGGAGUGUAUAUACAUUUUGAACCUCAUUACAUCAUUUUUAUUCAUAUUAUUUGAAUUGAUAAAGUAUUUUGUACUUA
Molecule: messenger RNA, 12523 nt
Organism: Haliotis rufescens (red abalone)
Lineage: Eukaryota; Metazoa; Mollusca; Gastropoda; Lepetellida; Haliotidae
Exons: 14
Coding region: 158-6976 (2272 amino acids)
Source: RefSeq, a predicted model, not a curated record